CUCGGCCUGGCGGUAGGGGCGAGGCGGGCGGCCGGCUGCGAGCAGGACGGGACGAGGGAGCCGGCGGCGGAGCAGAAGCCGCCACCCCCCAGGGCCUUCUCCAGAGCCGUGGAGCGGAGCCGGGACCUGCUGUGGCGCAUCAAGGACGAAGUGGGCGCCCCCGGCAUCGUGGUCGGCGUAUCUGUGGAUGGCCGAGAGGUGUGGUGCGAAGGUCUGGGUUAUGCUGAUGUAGAAAAUCGUGUGACCUGUAAACCAGAGACAGUCAUGCGAAUUGCUAGCAUUAGCAAGUGUCUAACAAUGGCAGCUGUUGCUAAAUUGUGGGAAGAAGGAAAACUGGAUUUGGAUGCUCCAGUGCAAAAAUACGUUCCUGAAUUUCCAGAAAAAGUAUAUGAAGGUGAAAAGGUCACCAUCACUACAAGAUUGUUAGCUUCACAUUUAAGUGGAAUCCGUCACUAUGAAAAAGAUCUUGCAAAAGUAAAGGAAGAGAAGGAAAAAAGUAACAAAGCCCUUAAGCUAACACAAGAUUUAACAAAGUCUAACCAGGAGAAGGAACUAAAAGAAAAACAAAAUAAAGCCACUGAAAAAAUUGAAUUUGCCAGAGUUAAGUCAGAACAUGAAGGUGAAGUCAAAGGCCGAAAUACAAAAUUAGGCAAGAGAGACAAGGAAUUUGAGCAUGAAGAGUACUACUUGAAGGAAAAAUUUGAAAGUGUGAUUGAUUCACUGAAGAUAUUUAAAAAUGAUCCUUUAUUCUUUAAGCCAGGUAGCCAGUUCUUAUAUUCAACACAUGGCUUUACCCUCCUGAGUGCUGUUGUGGAAAGAGCUUCAGGACAUAAAUUUACGGACUACAUGCUGAAAAUGUUUCGUGAGUUGGAUAUGCAGUCAACAGUACUGGAUGACAAUGAACUGAUGAUAUAUAAUAGAGCAAGGUAUUAUGUUUACAACAAAAAAGGACGUCUGGUCAAUGCCCCCUAUGUGAACAACUCCUACAAAUGGGCUGGCGGUGGCUUUCUAUCUUCAGUGGGCGACCUUCUGAAAUUUGGAAAUGCCCUGCUGUACAGUUAUCAAGUUGGACAGUUUAAAAACACUGUCAACAAACUUCUUCCUGGUUACCUUAAAGCAGACACUGUUACAAUGAUGUGGACCCCAGUGUCAAACACCGAGGUAUCAUGGGACAAGGAGGGAAAUUAUGCAAUGGCUUGGGCUGUUGUAGAGAAGAAGCAGGAAUAUGGUUUUUGCAGACAGCAGCGACACUAUGCAUCACACACAGGUGGUGCAGUGGGGGCAAGCAGUGUCCUGUUAAUUCUUCCUGAAGAGUUGGACUCUGAGCUCACAAAUAAUGAGUUAGUGGCCCCACCUAGAGGAGUAGUUGUUACUAUUAUCUGUAAUAUGCAGUCGGUGUCCCUGAACAGCACUGCCUUAAAGAUUGCAAUGGAAUUUGAUAAAGACAAAUGGGCAUGAUAUUUCAAGUAAAAUACAAGAGGUCUGAAUAAUUUAACUACAGUAUUGAAAUAUGAACAAGCCAAUGGAAAAAGGUAUGCAUGAGCUCCAAAAUUGCUAGGAAUACGUCUUAGAGACAGAGGAAGUUGUAUGACUUUUGGGGGGCAGUGCUACAUUUUGUGUGCAGCUGGAAGCAAAGCAACUCUAUAGUUCUUAGUUUAUGGGAAGGGAAAAUGUGUAAAAUCACCAUUAUACUAACAGUAUUUUUUUUUUCACAUCAAGCCAAGAUACAGACUAAGAUUGAAUAAGCAUCAUUGGUCUUUGCCAAAAAUAGGAGUGAUGCUUACUCCCAUGUUUUAGGCUCUGAGAUGUACAAUAUCAAGUACAUACUUUCCUUUAAAUAUAA
Messenger RNA from Gavialis gangeticus (Gharial), 1843 nucleotides. RefSeq names its product lactamase beta (gene LACTB). The transcript has 6 exons. The record is from RefSeq and is a predicted model, not a curated record. The annotation marks the transcript as partial. NCBI's taxonomy places the organism in Eukaryota, Metazoa, Chordata, Crocodylia, Gavialidae.